UCUUUUUCACAUACUUUAAUUUUAUAUUGUCUUAUCAGGGAAACGGACAAGAUUUCUGAAGUGGUGAUGCCCAUUGUGUGGUUGGAAGAGAGCGCGUUCAUUGAUGGCCCAGUGCUCACCACCUUCCGCACUGCUCUGGUGGUGCUUCCUGCCAUGAUGAAAUGUGUGCAGUACAUCCUUAUUGGGCUAGGUGUUGGCAGCAUCCUUGUGGCCAUAAUACUACAUCUACGCAAGAAGAAGAGCGCAAGUGAGAAGGCUACUUUGCUCCUGCCUGAUACAGACCAAAGUAAUUCAACUUCUGAAAGAGCCUCCCUACUACAAGACACAGCGGACUGAGUAACCUACACGCCUUUACAUCCCAUUCACUUCACAUCUACGCCUGUCAGGAUUGGGUGUGUUGCCCAAGUCAGCAGCUUACAUCCAUUCAAAUCACCGGAGAUGAAGGGAAGUAACUCAGCAGAAACAAAGGACAGCUAUGAUGCAUACAGAUCACUUUGACCAGCAGAUCAGUUUUAGCAGAGGAAACUAGUGGUAUUUUCAGACUGUGCUCAGUACUCAGACUGGUGUUUUGAACCUGGUUUAAAACUAUGUUUUUGUUUACUCACUCACAUCCCUCAUCAUAGUUGGAGACUGAUGGACUGUUAACAAUACAAUACCUCACAGGUCCUUUAUACAUAACCAAUGCAGGAAGAUGUGUAAUCUUAACAAAUUAUGGAUUCAGAACAGAAUGCUGUGGCACAACAUCUUGUCUUGUGAAAGAAGGACUGUAUUUUCUUUUUACACAGUAUCUUUGGAAUGGAUGUUUGUCAUAUCUGUGAAAUGUUCCAGUAUUGAAAAUAAGGUUGUCAUUAAAUAAAUACAAAAUGUAUGUUUCUACUGCAGAAUUUUACUACAUGUUCAUCGGUGCACCAGCUGAGCCCUGGUGACAGGCUACAAGAGCUAGAUUAUGCCACACCUGGUAUGACAUGGUAUGUCAAGGGCCCUUCCUGUAUGAGGUACACCACCAUUUUGUAGUUGAGUGAAACUUUUUUUACUUAGUUACUUUUACUUGAUACUGCAACAAAACAAGUACAUUAUUUGGUCAUAUUUUAGGGUAUUUGCCUUGAAGUAAAAACUUUUAUUAAG
Messenger RNA from Megalops cyprinoides (Indo-Pacific tarpon), 1125 nucleotides. RefSeq names its product scavenger receptor class B member 1-like. NCBI's taxonomy places the organism in Eukaryota, Metazoa, Chordata, Actinopteri, Elopiformes, Megalopidae. The record is from RefSeq and is a predicted model, not a curated record. Gene Ontology annotation, cellular component: membrane. The transcript is spliced from 3 exons. Bases 67 to 336 code for a protein of 89 amino acids.